Messenger RNA from Rangifer tarandus platyrhynchus (Svalbard reindeer), 342 nucleotides. The record is from the annotation of a GenBank genome assembly. Lineage: Eukaryota; Metazoa; Chordata; Mammalia; Artiodactyla; Cervidae.
AUGCUCCAACUCUCCCAUCUAUACAUAACUACUUGGAAAAACAAUAGCUUUGCCUUUGUCAGCAAAGUAAUGUCUCUACUUUUUAAUUUGCUAUCUAGGUGGGUCACAGUUUUUCUUCCAAAGAGCAAGCAUCUUUUAAUUUCAUGGCUGCGGUCACCAUCUGCAGUGAUUUUGGAACCCAAGAAAAUAAAAUCUGUCACUGUUUCCAUUGUUUCUCCAUCUAUUCACCAGGAAGUGAUGGGACCGGAUGCCAUGAUCUUCAUUUUGAAUAUUGAGUUUUUUCACUCUCUUCUUUCACUUUCAUUAAGAGGCUCAUUAGUUCUUCUUUGCUUUCUGCCAUAA